Molecule: messenger RNA, 1227 nt
Organism: Kazachstania africana CBS 2517
Lineage: Eukaryota; Fungi; Ascomycota; Saccharomycetes; Saccharomycetales; Saccharomycetaceae
Gene: PCL10
Product: Pcl10p
Exons: 1
Coding region: 1-1227 (408 amino acids)
Biological process (GO): regulation of cyclin-dependent protein serine/threonine kinase activity
Cellular component (GO): cyclin-dependent protein kinase holoenzyme complex; nucleus
Molecular function (GO): cyclin-dependent protein serine/threonine kinase regulator activity; protein kinase binding
Source: RefSeq, a predicted model, not a curated record
AUGUACGAUAUAUUGCUAUCUGACUGUACGUCUGAUCUGGACGAGAAUGAAGAUUCCCUGGGAAAUGAUGCUAUAAAGAGUAAGAUGUUGAAUAUGAGGAGUCUGGACCCCAGCACAAUCGGAGACGAUGAUAAUGAAGACUAUGAGGAUGAUGAUAACGACUAUAGGCUACCAAUCAGGAAAUCUAGUUAUUUGAAACUUUCUGCCAACUUUUCAGAGCUGAAUAAUAACGACUGGGACUCGAUUAGCUCUAUGACACCUAAUGUGAGCAGUGUGAAUUUGAGGAAUCCGAAAUCCGUGAGAUUUAAUGAAGGUGACUCCAAUAGCAAUAACGUAGAAAACCUAAUAUCUUCUGCCAACGAGUUUAACGAGUACUUAUUCAAGAACAUUGCGAGCUUCAAAACCCUAAGCAAUGAUUUUCUUUUCAAUCCAAAAGGUGACAUUUCAAGGAAUGCUAGUUCCAGCAAAUUGAGCCAACUCGGUUCGAAUUUUGCUCUAAGUGAAGAAGAGAGUGAGGAUGAUGAGGAUGAUGGAGUUGAUGUGUUCGUGAGAGGCAAUAUCAUAAGCAGAAUGUCUACACCAAAGCCUAUGAAAAGAGAUGAAGAUAAUAAUGAUUUUGAAACAUUUGAAAGAGAGCUUAUGGAGAGCAUUUCUUCACUUGUUAUUUCUGCAGACUAUUCUUCUACUGGAGACCUUACUGAUGAGGUCUCCGUGUCAAGCCAUUUGGAAAUUACCACAGAUGACGCAAUGUCAUUAUUCACCAAUUUAAUAGCGAGGUUGCUGCGAGAAUCUCAAGAACGGGAAGGGUCCUUGCAUGUUGAGCCCAAAAUGGAAGUUUAUAAGAUGCACAGCAUACCAUCCUUGACGUACAGAAGUUUUCUGAAUAGAGUGCAGUCAAAAUGUGAGUUCCGUUCCACGAUUUACGUUGCCUCGUGUUAUCUACUGCAACAAUUAUUCCUCGAUGAUUCGCAAAAUUUGAAAUCAAAAUUUGAUGAAAUCUCAGUUCACAGGAUAAUAAUUGCGGUGAUAAGACUAAGCUCGAAAUUGAUUGAGGAUAAAGUUCAUUCGCAUGAAUAUUUCAGUAAAGUCGCAGGCAUAAGUAGAAAACUCCUAACUUCAUUGGAACUCACAUUGCUGCUACUGCUACAAGACGACAGACUAAUAAUGACCGGCAGAAAGUUGGUUAACACAAUCAAAACUUUAAAACAUUCAUGUCUCCAAGAUUAG